UUUAAAUACCUGAGCAGCACCCCCAAUCCCGCAUUCCUGGAGACAGCCCCAGAGAGGAGGACAUCUCGCACCUGACACUAUUUCCCGAUACUCACCGCCACCAUGCCGAAGAACACGGGCGAGCACAUCGACAACACGGAUCCUGAGAUCCCCAAGCAUCUCAAUGAGCGCGAUCUCGCCGCCGCCGCGCAGGCCGGCAGCUGGGAGGUCGAUGCCCUGAUUGCCCAGAUGGAGCGCGAGCUAGAGGCUGCGGGCGGGCUCAAGAAGGGCUUCUUCCAGCUCGAGUUCAGCGACCCCAGGCACUUUACCUGGGUCAUUGUCGCGUUUGCUUCCAUGGGAGGACUGCUUUCCGGUCUCGACCAGUCCCUCAUCUCCGGCGCCAACCUCUACCUUCCCAAGGACCUGAACCUGACGGACAGGGAGAACAGCUUGGUCAACGCCGGCAUGAGUCUGGGUGCUAUUGGUGGUGCCCUCUCCCUGGGUUUCUUUAACGAGCGCUUCGGCCGCUGGUGGGCCAUCAUGAUCUCCAUCAUCCUGUACACCAUCGGCGCGGCGCUCGAGGCCGGCGCCAUCAACUACGGCAUGAUCAUCUCUGGUCGCGUGAUCCUCGGUCUUGGUGUCGGUCUCGAGGGCGGCACGGUCCCCGUCUACGUCGCGGAGACGGUCGAGCGCCGCAUGCGCGGUAACCUCGUGUCUCUCUACCAGUUCAACAUUGCCCUCGGCGAGGUUCUCGGUUAUGCCGUCGCGGCCAUCUUCCUGCGCGUGCCCGGCAACUGGCGCUGGAUCCUGGGUUCCUCCCUCCUGUUCUCCACAAUUAUGGGUAUCGGCAUGCUCUUCCUCCCCGAGUCGCCCCGUCUCCUCAUGCACAAGGGCAAGACCCUCGAGGCUUUCAAGGUCUGGAAGCGCAUCCGCGGUGUCGAGACGCAGGAUGCCAAGGAGGAGUUCUUUGUCAUGCGGGCCUCGGUCGCGCACGAGGAACAUGCGGUGGCUGAGGGCGCCAGCAACAAGCGCUUCCCCUGGAUGGACUUCAUCACCAACCCCCGAGCCCGCCGCGCCCUCGUCUACGCCAACAUUAUGAUUCUUUUGGGGCAAAUGACAGGUGUUAACGGCAUCAUGAGUUACAUGUCUGUCCUCAUGAACCAGAUCGGCUUCGAUGCGGAGCGGGCCAAUUACAUGUCCCUGGUGGGGGGUGGGUCCCUCCUGCUGGGAACGAUCCCCGCUAUUCUCCUUAUGGAAAAGUACGGCCGCCGUUGGUUCGGUCUCGUUAUGCUGCCGGGCUUCUUUGUCGGCCUCGUCCUCAUCGGCGUCAGCUACCUGCUCUUCGACCCGAACAACCUGACCCCCUCGACGGCUCUCUACCUCGUCGGCCUCGUCCUCUACAUGUCCUUCUUCGGCUGCUACGCCUGCCUGACCUGGGUCGUCCCCUCGGAAGUCUACCCGACCUAUCUCCGCUCCUACGGCAUGACCAUCUCCGAGACGCUCCUCUUCCUCUUCUCCUUCAUCGUCGUCUACAACUUUGACGGCAUGCAGAAGGCCUUCACCCGCACGGGUCUCAUGCUCGGCUUCUUCGGCGGCAUCGCCUUCCUUGGCUGGUGGUACCAGCUCUUCUUCAUGCCCGAGACCAAGAACAAGACCCUCGAGGAGAUUGACAUGCUCUUUGAGCGCCCCACCAGCGAGAUCGUCAAGGAGAACAUCCGCGGCAUCUCGGGCCUGUGCGGUGGCGGCCGCAACCGCGGCAAGGCCGUCGCCCAGCCCGAGGGCAUGCUCGAGAAGAAGGAGGAGGCUUAGAGGGGCGGUCCAGUGCCGGCCCAUAUUACCAGACAUGACAGAUACCCCUAGAUCAUAGAAUAGAGUGCAUAGCGCUUGAAUUGAUGAUUCUGAUUUUGUG
Microdochium trichocladiopsis is the source of this 1888-nucleotide messenger RNA. RefSeq lists its product as uncharacterized. Gene Ontology annotation, biological process: transmembrane transport. The transcript has 4 exons. The record is from RefSeq and is a predicted model, not a curated record. Gene Ontology annotation, molecular function: myo-inositol:proton symporter activity. The coding region runs from base 103 to 1788 and encodes 561 amino acids. Gene Ontology annotation, cellular component: membrane. NCBI's taxonomy places the organism in Eukaryota, Fungi, Ascomycota, Sordariomycetes, Xylariales, Microdochiaceae.